Messenger RNA from Nanorana parkeri, 1437 nucleotides. It is a transcript of the gene IL2RG, whose product is annotated as interleukin 2 receptor subunit gamma. The transcript has 10 exons. Lineage: Eukaryota; Metazoa; Chordata; Amphibia; Anura; Dicroglossidae. Gene Ontology annotation, molecular function: protein binding; cytokine receptor activity. The record is from RefSeq and is a predicted model, not a curated record. The coding region runs from base 1 to 1437 and encodes 478 amino acids. Gene Ontology annotation, cellular component: external side of plasma membrane; membrane. Gene Ontology annotation, biological process: cytokine-mediated signaling pathway.
AUGGAUGUGACCUCCAUUCUAACCCGUGUCAGUAGGAGAUCCACCUACGCUUCCCCUACUGUGACGGAACAUAAGAAGCCACCAUUACAGACGGCUAAAAGGAUCAUUGGUGUCCUGCUGCUGGCUCUGCCACCUGAUGUUGGCCCCACAGCCAUGGAGGCCCCAUCUCAUGGGAGAUGUUUUCCUCACUUCCUGUCUGGUGAAACCACCGUCGCUAGAAGAGAAGAACGAGGCGACAGAAGCAGAACGUUCACCCAUCAUGUAGAUCAGAAUGAUAAAAGGAAGGUGUUGGUGCUGAGUGACCUGAAGCGGGAAACUAUCAGCUCUGAGGAUCGGGGACAUCACAAUGGAGAGGCUCCUGGAGGACGUCUGACCAAUCUUCGAGGCUCUUCAUCCCCUGAACCCCCUCUUCUACCAGUUCCGGGGGGACAGACGAACCCUUGGAGAACCUCCUGGGCCAUGGGACCUUCUCUAGUUCUCCUUCUCAUCCUCUCAGCCCUGAGCAGUCCGGUCCAAGGCAGCGGCAAUGCGGAGGUGGAGUGCGUUAUGAAUACAGUCAAAGUCCUGACGUGUACCUGGAACCACCCACAACACCCAACCGAGAACUACACAUUCUACUACUGGGCGAGCGCAGCGGAGUCCAAAGCUGUCCCAUGUCCUGAAUAUCUGGUGGUCGAUUAUACGAACAUCGGCUGCAAGGUGUCCAUAUCGGAGCCCUACGAGACGUUCGGAGUGAAGCUAAACAAAAGCGGCUCGGGGCCCCCAAUAGGGAAGAAGUUCAAGAAACAUCAAGACUAUGUGAAGAUGGAUCCUCCCUUUAACUUGAGCACAGAAAUUACCGGCAAUUUGGAGUUGAUGCUCAGAUGGGAACAGUCAUUCGGCACCAUCCCCUCGCACUGUGUGACUUACCGGGUGAAACAUCGGACUCUGGCCAGUGACAGUUGGACGGAGAAGGACGCCUCGAACACCCUCUCUGUCCUGUCCAGCUUUGACAGCUGCCAGAAUUAUACAUUCCACGUGAAGACCAAAAUGAGCAACGUCUGUGCCAAUGCGUUCAUGUGGAGCGAGUGGAGUGAAGGGGUCACAUGGGCGAGGAACGCCACCGUGUGCGAUGAGCAGCCACCGGCAAAGCCGUCAUCAAAAAUCGUGAACACCGGGAUCACCGUUGGGUUGACUCUGCUGAUUGUGGUGAUAAUCUUGGCAGUGGUUGGACAAGAGAGAAUUUGGGUGAUUCUCGUUCCUCAGAUUCCGAACCCCGGGAAGAAUUUUGAAGAGCUCAUCAAUGGUUGCAACGUUCAGGAGUGGGUCGGAGUUUCCAAGGAAGCCGUGGAGAAGAUGAACCCCAAUUACACUGAAACACUUUGCACCGUCACCGAGGACUCCGAUUGUACUGGACCAGACGGGAAGAGCCUGAUGCCCACCGCACCAGAAAACUGA